Messenger RNA from Vitis vinifera (wine grape), 1032 nucleotides. RefSeq lists its product as uncharacterized. The record is from RefSeq and is a predicted model, not a curated record. The coding region runs from base 303 to 824 and encodes 173 amino acids. Lineage: Eukaryota; Viridiplantae; Streptophyta; Magnoliopsida; Vitales; Vitaceae. The transcript has 4 exons.
CUUUAUUAAAAUAAAAAUAACCAACUCAUGUAGUAUGCUCAACAGCAAUCCACAGUAUAUGUAACAGGUGAUUCCUAACUGUUUUUCUCAAAAAUAAAAAAAUAAAAAAAACCAACUCUCCCUCCCUCUCAUUUUCUCUCCUGUUCCUCUACUUUCUUGGGAAAAUUUAUGGUGAUAGUCCUCCAACUGAAACUCAUCUUCACCUGGAAUAGAAUUGUUCUUCUUGAUGAAUAUCAGCCCCGAAUCAAGAAACUAGCAGGUAUUUCUGGUUUCUCUCAUUCAACAAUUUUUUUCUAGUUCCAAUGGAAAUGCCCGAGGCUGACCUUCCACCAGAAAUUCGCGAAAACCGACACCCUCUCCCACCAGAAAUUCAAGAAAGCGAUAUUGAAGAGAUUUACAAUGCUAUUGAAUAUAUUCUUGAUCAAGAUCAAGAAGUUCUUGCUCAGAUGUUCACUUGUACGAAUUGCCAUACUGACUUAGCCAGCCCGAAUGAUUUCAUUGAGGAUAUUUACCCAUUAGACGAUUCCCCCGUGCGCAGCUUACUCUUCAAUAACGUUAGGAAUGUGAACUUUGGAGGAGUACAAGACCGAGUUUCUACGCAUCUACAUCAAACUGAAGUGGUCGUGAGUCAUAUCCACUGUAAUUCAUGCCAAAGUUUUGUUGGGUGGAAAAUAGUAAGGACUGAUGGAACAUUGCCACCAGUAAGGAUUUAUCGAUCAAUCCCAUCUUACAAAUUAUUCUAUCUUCAUACAUUAGCAAGCUUUAAUCUUAGGGAUAUGAUGAAUAUCAGAUACAGGUUCACGGGUAUGGAGUCCACCCAGUAAUCCGCGCAGGCCAAGCCGUGCUGCUAGUUAUGACCGACGGAUGAUCUGUGCUUCUUUAAAGGAAAAAAGCUCCACUAUGCCAUAGAUGGCUGGUUCUGCUUUUAAGCUUGCGGAAACAAUGACAACAUACUCUGCAACUUUAGUAGGUUUCUGUAGAAUUCUUUGCUGUCUGAAUGAAAAAAAUUGUGAAUGUAAAUGAGUUUGGAUC